Vitis riparia (riverbank grape) is the source of this 4116-nucleotide messenger RNA. RefSeq lists its product as uncharacterized. The coding region runs from base 36 to 3707 and encodes 1223 amino acids. The record is from RefSeq and is a predicted model, not a curated record. Lineage: Eukaryota; Viridiplantae; Streptophyta; Magnoliopsida; Vitales; Vitaceae. The transcript is spliced from 2 exons.
GGCAUGUGAGAUUGUGUUCUAGAGCAACAAGAGGGAUGUUUAGGAUUUAUUAUUCUCAGGAGCCUAAACUUCACGCUUGGCUAACUGAAUGCAAUAUUGAGUUUGAAUGCCCUGAUGACAUGUGUUUCUUGCCCAGCCCUACAUUGGAAGCUCUUAUAAGCCAUAAGAGAAGUUCAUUAAUUAUGUGUUGGCUUAAAUAUAACACAGGUUUAAGCCCUUUUUCGGCGGUUUCUUAUUGUGCUCAGAUAUCUGAUCAUCUAAUGAAGACAGAUGAACCUAGAUUUAUGAUUAAACUUGCCCAUUUUCUUUAUCACGCGCAUUGCAAAAAGUUCAUAAUGGAGUCAAUGCUUUAUGGUUUAUGUACAAGAAUGCCUGUCAUUGAUGGAUCCAAUUGCAUCAGAAGGCAAAAGAACGUGACUCUUGUCUCUGCACCAGGGAGCAAAUGGAAGAUAUUGUUUGGACCAAGUAAUCCAUUCUCAGAAAAUAAUUAUGUUGAUAUAGGGAAGGUGUAUGCUGAAGGUGGUCAGUUUGCUGGAGAAUGUACUCCCAAGGGAGUGAUCCUUAGCUUUCUUAGCACAUAUACUAGAGCUGUGGACUUACCAGAAUUACACCCUCCAAAUGUUGUGUUGAAAGUGGCAUCAUCAAAAUUGACAAGUGAACAAGGGUUUUUACUACUUGACUGGAUCCGGUUUCUGAGAACCAAGGGUUCAAAUAUACCAGCAAAGUUUAUUGAAAGCAUUCGAGAUGGAAGGUGGAUGAAAACAUACUCGGGAUUUAAUUCGCCAAAUCGAUGCAUUCUUCCUGAUGAAGCCGGAAAAACUAUUUUUGGGAUGAUGAGGACUGUUGUUGAGAGAUUUUCUAUUCUAGACCAGGACUUCUAUAUGAACCGGAUUACCCUGUAUGCAGAUGAGCUGAAAUUUCUUGGUGUGAGAUUUGGGUCGGAUGGUGUGCAAAAACUUCUUGUUGAUCGCUUUAAGUCCCUUGCUGCUUCUGGAAUGAGUAAAGAGUGUGCAUUUUCCUUGCUGAUGUUUAUCCGUAUCUUAAAGGGAAAAAAUAUGCUGGAUGAGGCAUGGCUGGGAGUAAUGAGGGAGGGCAAAUGGCUGAAAACUUUCAAUGGCUAUAAUGCUCCAAGGGGAUCUGUUUUCCUGCAAUCUGAAAUAGAGGCUAAUGCUAUUUUGACUAUUACAAGCCUCCCCCUUGUUGAUACUGGGUUUUAUGGUUGUAAUCUUAGUUCUUUCUCAUCUGAACUAACGUUACUUGGAGUUGUGUUGGGUAUGAAGGUUUAUGAAUUGGUUGAGGAGAGUUUGAACUUUCCUGCUGACUUGUCAUCCCUGACUUGGGACAGUGGUUUCUUGAUACUUAAAUGCAUCAGAUACUUGGGGUCUGCUACAAGUUCCUUGGUUGAAAAGACCAGGAAUCAACGAUGGUUAAAAACCAGUUGUGGAUUCAAACGUCCCUUGGAAUCUGUUCUUGUUAACCCAAAAUUCAUGCGUUUGUUGGAUGCUUUUGAGGUUCCCAUAAUCGAUGAAGCCUUUUAUGGAAAUACAAUCAGGUCUUUCGCAGCCGAAUUGAAGGCAAUUGGGGUGGCUGAUGAUCUUAGCAGUGCAUUAAAGCUGAUAGUCACUCAAUUUAAGUCAUUCUUAUCUUCUUCCAGCCUGACUCCUGUCAAAGUGAUUUCACUACUAGAAUGCAUCAGAGAAAUAAAUGAAAAUGUGUCUUCACAGUUGCAGGAACUCCAUCAAUGCUUGUUGGGGGAGAAGUGGUUAAGGACUCGUAAUGGUUACAGGACCCCCAGUGAAUCAAUACUAUUCAGCUCUAAAUGGGGAACCAUAUCUUUAUUUGUUGAUCUGCCUCUCAUUGAUGAUUCCUUUUAUGGUAUUGUCAUAUAUGGCUUUGAGGAUGAGCUAAAGAUGCUGGGGGUCAUAACUGGAUUUGAAGGAGGAGCUCCAUUUGUAGCCAGAGGUCUAACCCGGCCAAUUGAACCUCGAUUUGUGACUGACUUGGGUACAAUUGCAUUGCUAGAAUGUAUCAAGUAUCUAAUGUCAAAGUCUAAUGACCAGCCCUUACUUGAUAAUUUUUUUAGCAAUUUAAUGAGAAGCAAGUGGUUGAAAACUAGGAAAGGUUACAAAAAACCUGAGGAAUGUAUCCUGUUUGAUCCAACCUGGGAAGUUAUUCUGGAGGAGACUGAUGCCCCAAUGAUUGAGCAUGCAUUUUACAAAUCUGAAAUAUUUAUGUACAAGAAUCAGUUGAGGGCCAUUGGAGUUAAGGUGGAUCCUGGGGAUGUAUGCUCUCUUCUGUCAAGGUAUCUUAUGUCACUUACAGAGACUUCUUCAAUUACAAGGGUAUACAAUUUCCUCCACAUGUUCAAUUGGAAGCCAGAAUUGCCUGAUAAAGACUAUCAGGUAUGGGUUAUUAACCACAAUGGUAACAGUGGAGGAGAAUGGGUGAAUUCUCAGCUUUGCAUACUUCAUGACAAGGACAAUGUAUUUAAUUCCCACUUGUAUGCACUUGACAAGUGUUACCAGAAGGAAUUGUUGCCCUUUUUCUCUUCAGCAUUUGCAGUUGCUGAAUUUCCUUCGAUUGACGAUUACAUGUGGCUCUGGGACAGCUUGGUCAUGAGAGUUAAUAGUCAAGUGACUGCCAAAGAAUGCUGCUCUUUUUGGGACUACAUUUUGAAGAACUGGAGUCCGCACACAGAGGAUUUCCUGAAGAAGAGGUUAACCAAAGUGCCCGCCACCACAUCUACAAGUGAGAGAAUCCAUCUAGUGAGCAAGGAACUGGUGUUUAUCCCUGAUGACUUGCAAUUGAAACAUUUUUUUUCUAGUAUAGAUGGAAUUCCACUCUUUGUAUGGUUGCCCAAGUGCAAGAGCUUUUCUACUGUUCAUCCAAUGAGAUUGUUUGAGAUUUAUGAGUCUCUUGGAGUAAGAAAGAUAUCUGGUUCUGUUGAGUGCCAUGCGAGUAUUUCACAUUCUUUGGAUCAAUAUAAGAUGGAUCCGAGAAAUGGAUUGAUAGGAAGAGGUCUCGUCAGAAUUGUAUUGGGGUUUAUUGCUGGUCCUAGGGUGAGCAUGCCAGUGGAAGAGAGACAUAAAGUUGCAAAACUACUGCUUGACCUCUCAGUAUUUGAAAGCCGUGAACCAAUUCUAGUCAGUUAUCAAUUGCUAUUGACUGCAGACAAAACAUUGGAAGUAGAAGCAAGGAAGCUGGUUUUUUGGGACAAGAAUUCUUGUAGGCUGCUGAUUGAUAAAUCAGGUUAUGAAGAUCGAAAAUCAAAUAUUAAAUUUGUGAGUUGUUUUGCACGUGAAAUUGCUGAAGGACUAUUGGCAUGUGAAAAAGCUGAUGCAAUCGAAAACCUGAGUAAGAUAAUCCAAAUAGGUUUUAUGUUUGAGUUUAAGGAGGAAUCCAUGGUUACCUUGCUUACAAGUGAGAAUUUGGAGCUCUUUGCGGAGGAUGAGAAGUUCCUUGAUGCUGCAUGCCUCUUGUCAAAACAGUCUCCAGUGAUAAGAUCUCUUCCCGUCACGCCUCCAAUAGAUGACAACUCACAACUGUUGACGCAACCAAACCUCAAGGAGAGCCGUUGGAGAAAAGUUCCAAACUAUCCAGAUCCUCCGAAGUUCAGUUCUUCUCUUUAUCCAAAGCGCAGGUCUCAACAGCUGGAGUUAUUAAGCCCACCUACGCCAGAAUUUUCCCAGAAGAAGCCCCGACAAUGAUGGAGUUCCUUCCAGUUUUUGUUGUCUACUAGCCGUAGCUAUUGAUAGUUUUUUGUGCACAUCAAGAUUAUGUCCAAACUAAGCUCCUCGGGUGAUGGGUGAUGGAAAAAAUGGAAAUGUUGGAGCGGAAAUGGUGGAUAAAAGGAGAAGAUUGAAAUCCAUGAAAGUGAAGAACUAUGGAGAGUUCAGACCGUUUGAAUCUUCAUCACUAUAUUUGCAUUUCCAUCCUUUUGUAUCUUCACAGGGCUAUUUUGUGAACCUUCAAGGUCGUGGUUUUAAAGGGGAUAUGGUUACUGUGCAAAAAUGGGAAAUGGGUGUUUCCCGGGUGAAUGGGUUAUGGGUAUGGGGUAGGAUUAUGAAUUUGGGUGGGUAUUUGUUUUUUGAGUAGUCAAUGAAAAUGUGCUGAAUA